UCCUUGCAGCUUGAACAAUGCGAUACAUGCGGGGCUCGUGGUUUGAUAGAAAAAGUUGUUACUUGCUCUAAAUGCAGUGUGAUUCGACAUGCUUAUUGCAUUCAAAUUAAUACCACAAUAAUUCCUAAAGACUGGCUUUGUGAGACUUGCCAACCCAAGCAUGAUUCAACUUCACCUUGUAAAGUGAACCAGGAUGUUGGUUCGUGUGCUAGUAAAAGGAAACCAUAUGUCAAAAGAGCCAAAGUGAAGUACCUUGACUUGGAUGAAGUCAUUAGACUUUCUUCUGCGAAGGCUUCUGGUGGAUCCAAAAAUGUUAUUUCCAAGAUUCCCUCCCUGACUGCAAAAUCAAAUCCUCCCAUAUUACCUCCUAAAGUACUUGGGAAGCUUCCAAGAAAUAAUGAAGUACACAAGAAGACAAUGACUAACCAACAUGAUUCUUGCUCAUUGUUUAAAGUAGGAUCAACACAGGAGUGUAUAGAAGAAAAUCAGCAACUCUUUGGUGGACUGGUAGCUGGCAAAAAUGUACAGGCCCAUGAUCCUCAGAAAGAAAAGGCUACAAAAGAUGCCCCUUUUGGAGAUUUAUCAGCAACGAAAUCUUUCCCUAUUGUUGGUGGUGAACCUAGCGACCAUGCUGAGUGUAACAGGUCUAAUAUUGAAAAGAGUGACCCUCAGAGUAUUCAGAAAAACUUAAACCUUUAUCGUGAAUUUUUACCCUCCUCAAUUCAUGCUUGGAGGGGUCAGAUCCAAAUUCUUCAAACAGCUGCAUCUAGCAUAAUUUAUGAUGGGUUUGAGGCCCAACCACCAUGCAUUGUUAACAAGAAAGCAUAUAAACUUUCAAGAGAAAUGCCAUCAGUCCUGCAACUGGAGUCACUUCCUGCAUUGAAUGUCUUGACUGACAUAUUCCCAGAUGAUUCUCCUAACCUUCAGGAUAUUGCAUUGUACUUCUUUCCAUCAGAACAUACUGAUAGGUUCAGAAAGGACCUGAAUGACAUAUUGAAGUUUAUGAAUGACAAGAAAGCAAUGCUAAGAAGUUUUAUUCGUGGAGUGGAGUUGCUAGUAUUUACGUCAAAUCAACUUGACAUAGACUCAAGGGGUGUUAUUGCUGAAGUAAAGGCUGGACAUUUCCUAUGGGGAGUGUUUCGCCAAUUUAACAGUGAUGAAGGCAUGGAGCCAGUUGAUAUGGAAAUUGAUAUGAUUGGAGGAAAAGAUGUGGAGGGAAAAGUUGAUCGCAUUAUGAAAGAUAAACCCAAGAGGCUUAUUAUUUGAAAAGUGUAAUAACAGACUGCUUAUUGUUCCACUAUGUUUUGAAGCAUUUACCUUAAUGUCUGCAUGAAAAUUGCUGCGUGCCACAUAUGUUUUGUAUUACACUUACCUUAAAGUUCAUUAUACAUCAUUACAAACCAUAAUCCUAGUAA
Molecule: messenger RNA, 1415 nt
Organism: Vigna umbellata (rice bean)
Lineage: Eukaryota; Viridiplantae; Streptophyta; Magnoliopsida; Fabales; Fabaceae
Source: RefSeq, a predicted model, not a curated record